AUGAAGCUAUUCGCAUACGUCAUCGCUGCCUUGACCCUCGUCUCAACCGGCCUGGCGGUUGAGGUCAAGAAGCAAGUCAUCAUCACAUACCCGUCCGACACCCCAGACUCUGUUUUACAACAGGCAAAGAACAUGAUCACAGAGUCCGGCGGCGUCAUCACUCACAACUACGACAUCAUCAAGGGCUUCGCUGCGACUGUCGGCGAGAAGAUCCUGCAGACCGUGUCAACCAUGGACUCGCAAUACAAGGCCACCGUUGAGGAGGAUCAGGUUCUGUCCAUUACGGGCGAUGCCUGA
This is a messenger RNA of Pyricularia pennisetigena, 297 nucleotides long. RefSeq lists its product as uncharacterized. NCBI's taxonomy places the organism in Eukaryota, Fungi, Ascomycota, Sordariomycetes, Magnaporthales, Pyriculariaceae. Gene Ontology annotation, molecular function: endopeptidase inhibitor activity. Gene Ontology annotation, biological process: vacuole fusion, non-autophagic. The transcript has 2 exons. The record is from RefSeq and is a predicted model, not a curated record. The coding region runs from base 1 to 297 and encodes 98 amino acids.